AUGUUAAAUCCAACAGGGUCAUUAGAUUUAAGAAGGCUCACGUAUUCCUUGGCCCUCACAUCACCUGCUUCAAAGUGUGAAACUCCAUUCUGUUCAGGCACCUGUUUCGCCACGUUUUCCCUCUGGAAGUUGAAGAACACAAACCUGCCCAAGAAAAGGGAGAGUCCAGUGCUCAAGCUGAUCACCAGUGAAGGGUUGAGCUCGGCCUUGAUUUUAAGGCUGCUCGGGCUGGCCUUGGUGCGGCAGAAGGUGGCGGAGAUGGGUUUCUGGAAGGUGGUGUCAGUGGGUUUGUUGAGGGGUCUAAGACCUUGGAAAGUUGGUGUGGAGAACAAAGUGGAUGCCAUUAUGGUGGUGGUGGGAGGAGGAGGAUUUGGGUAUUAUGUUGAUAAAGGGAGUGUGGAUAUUAUUAAUCAAAGAUGA
Molecule: messenger RNA, 420 nt
Organism: Fraxinus pennsylvanica
Lineage: Eukaryota; Viridiplantae; Streptophyta; Magnoliopsida; Lamiales; Oleaceae
Source: the annotation of a GenBank genome assembly